AUGAGUUUAAAAACUGAUCUGAAUUAUAAUCGAACACUUGUAUUAACAAAACCACCAAAUUUACCUGUUGAUCAAAAACCAUUUACACCAGAAGAUAUAAAUGAUCCAUUUCAAGUACAAAAGAAAAAUAUUCGCACAGCCGCACUCAUCGUUUGUACAUUUACAUAUUUAAUUAUUGGAGCAUGUGUAUUCGAUGCACUAGAAGAUGCACCAUCAAUAGAUCGAAAGCGUCAUUUUGAACGGAAAUUUGCUCAAUUUAGACUUGAUCACAAUAUGACCAAUGAAACAUUUCGUCAAUUAGCAGAUUUAAUUGUGAAUAAAACCAUUCUUCGUCAUAAAUGGCAAUUUUAUGAUAGUUUCUAUUUUUCAACUGUUGUUUUGGCUCUAAUUGGUUAUGGUCAUCGAACAUUAAUAACAAAACGUGCAAAAAUAUUUUGUAUUUUAUAUGCAAUGUUAGGUAUACCCAUGUGGUUAAUUACAUUUCAAUCAGCAGGUGAAAGAUUAAAUUCUUUAUUAAGUUAUAUACUUUCAAAAAUCAAACAAUCACUUCGUAUGAAAAAAACGAAAAUAACUGAUGGAGAAUUACUUAUUAUGGAAUCAUUUUUAACUAUUGUCAUACUUCUAAUUGGUGCAUGUGUUUUUUCUAAAUUUGAAAAUUGGUCAUUUUUUGAUUCUUUUUAUUAUGGUUUUAUAACAUUGACAACGAUUGGUUUUGGUGAUUAUGUUACUCUCCAAAAAACGGGCAACGAUAGAACAUUUAUUCGUCAUGUUAAAUACUUUUCUUUCUGUAUGGGAUUUAUAUUUUUUGGUUUAACUGUUGUAGCAUCAUUGAUGAAUUUACUUGUUAUACGUAUUGUUGCAUUUUAUUCUCAAGAACGUUUACUUGAAAAACUUCGAGAAGAAGAAGCAGCUAGUCAUGCUGUACUUCUUAAAGGCGAUGUUAUUUGUUCAACAAAUAUAAAUAAACAACGAUCAACAACAGCAUCGCUAGUAUCUGGAAGAACACCAAAUCAACAACAAAUAUUAAUACAUUCAAGUCAAACAUCUGUUUGUUCUUGUACUUGUAUGGAAACAUUUAGUGAUUGGAAACAAGCGAGAAAAAAACGUGCUAAAUGGAAAAAACAAAAUCGUGAAGAAAGAAACAAAACAAUGAGAGCAUAUGACUCACCUAACUCGGUUCAAGUUAGUUUUGCUGUAAGACGAUGUUCAGUAUGA
Messenger RNA from Adineta steineri, 1215 nucleotides. Lineage: Eukaryota; Metazoa; Rotifera; Eurotatoria; Adinetida; Adinetidae. The record is from the annotation of a GenBank genome assembly.